AUGACUGGACGCAACGUCGACAUGCGGCACAUCGACCGCAAGGACAUCUACACGAACCUUGAGUCGCGCGUCCACGGCGCCAAGUAUGUCGAGGCCCUCAUUCCUGCCGUCACCAAUAUUGUCUACCGCAAACUGCUCCAGUACGACAUCACGGCCCGCGCCUUCCAGCUCCGCUCCACCUCCUUCGACGGCCCCAUGGACGAGGUCCCCGACGAGAACUCCCCCCAGAUCCAGCACCGCAAGAUGUUUCUGCGCGCCUACCUGGCCAAACUCUGCAGCGACCCGUCCCAGAUGGCCUUUUGGGAGUACCUCGACAAGGUCGGCAUGAUGCACGUCGGCCUCGGCCGCUCCCACCCGCUGCACGUCGAGUACGUCCACAUUGGCAUGACGCUGUCGCUGAUCCAGGAAGUGCUGACGGAGGCCAUCCUGGGCCAUCCGCGGCUGUCCAUGCGCCGCAAAAUGGGUCUCGUGAAGGCGCUCGGCAAGGUCAUCUGGAUCCAAAACGACCUGUUUGCCAAGUGGUAUGUGCGCGACGGCGAGGAGUACACGGACGGUGUGGACUACAGCACACUGGUCGACAAGGAGGGCUACCUGCACGGCAAGAAGGUUCUGGUACAUAAAGAGGAAGAGGGUGAAGAGAGCAAGACCGCAAGUGACUCCAGCACCAGCAGCGAGUCGACGGUCCCAGCCCCAUCCACACCAACGGCCGCAGCCGGCGUGUGUCCAUCCACCAGCAGCUCCAAGGACGUGGCCGACGUAGGGGUGUCGCCAACUGCGCCACCCCCGGCUGUUGGCUGUGAAAACUCCACCGACCGCUUCGUGGCCGCGUCGACCGCCUUGUUGACAAUCGCCUCGAACCCGCUCUCCUCAAAGCUCACCAGCGCCGCGUGCGUCGUGCCAUUGGGGCUCGUCACGUUCUUGCGCAGCUGCCCCGGCUCGUCGCUCGACUGCACCAGCAUCUUGCCCGCCCCCAGGCACGUCUGCUUCGCCAGCCGGCUCGCCUGGUCCACCGGCAGACCCAGCGCCGUCGCGCUCGUAAUCAGGUGCUCCACCAUGGCGAAAAAGUACGCAGGGCCGCUGCCGGACAGGCCCGUCACGACAUCCAGCAGGUCCUCGCGGGCCACCCACUCGGUGGCCUUGCUGACGCUCGACAGCAUCUGCGUCACCAGCUCGCGCUCCUCGUCCGUGAUGUCGUCGCCUGCGUACACACCCGACGCGCCCUCGCCCACCAGCGCCGGCGUGUUGGGCAUGACGCGCACCACGUGCGGCACGCGGCCCGCGGCCGUCGUCGUCCACGCGCGCAGGCUGUCAAUUGUGAUGCCCGCGGCGAUGGAGACCACGAGGGGCAGUUUCUUGUCCGCGCCAAGCUCCUUCCAGGCCGCGGCCAUGUCCUUGCACGCGGUCUCCGCGACCUGCGGCUUGACAGAGAUCACCACGAGGUCGGCCCACGCAGCCACCUCGCCGUUGGACGUGGUCGUGUGCACGCCGAGUGCCGCCAUCUUGCCGCGGUUGACGUCCCAGGGCUCGGACACGGAGAUGUUGGCCGUGUCGGCACCGCCGGCCAGGAGACCGCCAAUGAUGGCACCGGCCAUGUUGCCGCCGCCGAUAAAGGCGAGCUUCGCCGUGCUGAGGGGAGCGGACGGGGCCAUUGUGUGGGAUGGUUUCGGAUGGGUUCGAAGGUUUGGAAGGGAUUGUUGUUGA
Messenger RNA from Sporothrix brasiliensis 5110, 1701 nucleotides. RefSeq lists its product as uncharacterized. The coding region runs from base 1 to 1701 and encodes 566 amino acids. The transcript has 3 exons. NCBI's taxonomy places the organism in Eukaryota, Fungi, Ascomycota, Sordariomycetes, Ophiostomatales, Ophiostomataceae. Gene Ontology annotation, molecular function: heme binding; oxygen binding. The record is from RefSeq and is a predicted model, not a curated record.